ACUUUACUUUGCACUGGUCCAAAACAUCAACAAAACUGAUCCCAUUUUUCACCACUGCCAGUGUACUUUUGGCUCGUGAUAUCCUUAAAGUGUAGUGCAAUGAUAACAUUCCAGCGUUGAGUUGAGUGCACAAUGAGUCGUAUCCAGUGGCGUCUUCGUGAGCUUCCAAAGAAUAUAAGCCAAACAAUUCGAUUUCGCAUUCAGUACGGCAAACAAUGCAUCCGCUCGCUCACUUACAAUCAUCACAUGAACCAGUCGUAUGCGUCCGAUGUUUGCAUGGAACCGAUAUUUUGGUUCGUGGACAACUUCACCCAUCUGCUAGGACCGUUUUUUGUCUUUGCCGUCGUAUGUUUAACCACUGCCGUCGUAACAAUAUGCUACUGGAUCGGAUUACCGUACUGGUGGAAUAGAAACCGCUACAUGACUGUGUUCCUAAUGAUAGUGGGCCAUUGGUUGUUAUUAAACGUAGUGUAUAAUUUCUAUAAGGCUGCUUCCGUGUCACCGGGCUAUCCGCCGGAGAAGGAAUUGAUAGCUGAAGCGGUCAGCAUAUGCAAAAAGUGUAUAGCACCAAAGCCUCCUCGAACACAUCACUGCUCAGUAUGUAAUCGGUGUGUCCUACGAAUGGACCACCACUGUCCAUGGCUUAAUAAUUGUGUCGGCUAUCACAAUCAUAGAUAUUUUUUCCUGUACAUGCUGUACACGACGAUCGGUACGCUUUUCAUAAUAUCGUUCGGUUUGGAGCUGGGUUAUGGCGUACUGUUUCUCGAUGAAGGUGGCUGGAAGGAGAUGGAACCAUUGCAAGGACAUCCAGUACGAUUCAAUCUUUCGGGACACAUCAUACCGGUGACCGAAAUGAAUGAUUACGAGCAUGACGGUAUGGCUCCCGCGGAGCACGAUCUACCCAUACCGCACCCGACACAUCGAACGGAAACGAUUCAUGGUGCGAUACUGUUUAUGGCACUUAUCAAUGUGGCCACACUGUUUGCCCUCGGUUCACUGACUGCCUGGCACAGCACGCUGAUCACACGCGGUGAAACCAGCAUCGAAGCGCACAUCAACAAAUCCGAAACAAAGCGGCUUGCCGCAAUGAACAAGUCCUACAGAAAUCCGUACGAUUUCGGCCCAAGAAAGAACUGGAAACUGUUUCUGGGUAUAACGCGCAAACGUACCUGGUGGCGACACGUGCUGUUGCCCUCGUCCCACAAACCGGAAGGCAAUGGACUGACAUGGUUAACGUACGAGCAUGCGUUUGACACUGCUGACGAGUGGCCUUAGUUGGCAGCGUAGCAAAACAGGCCCGUGGCGGUGUUGAAAAAAAGAAAUGGCGAAAAAAAUGGCAGCAAUUCUCAGUACAUUAAGUUACCACAAACUCUUCAGGUAAAUAAAAUUUCAUUUAAGCAUUCCUACGACAACAGUAA
Anopheles stephensi (Asian malaria mosquito) is the source of this 1418-nucleotide messenger RNA. Its product is annotated as palmitoyltransferase ZDHHC16. NCBI's taxonomy places the organism in Eukaryota, Metazoa, Arthropoda, Insecta, Diptera, Culicidae. Bases 133 to 1275 code for a protein of 380 amino acids. The record is from RefSeq and is a predicted model, not a curated record. Gene Ontology annotation, molecular function: palmitoyltransferase activity. Gene Ontology annotation, cellular component: Golgi apparatus. Gene Ontology annotation, biological process: protein palmitoylation. The transcript is spliced from 6 exons.